AUGGUAGGCAAGAAUGGCCAGAUCACUGAGGCACUGUCGUACCUCCAUCUCUCGGAGCAGUUGGUCCAUCGCAACGUGUGCCCACAGUGCGUACUGAUCACUAAAACUGGAAACUGGAAACUUGUCGGCCUCGGGUUUGCAGAGAAAGUGGUGGACAGCAAGGAAAAGUUUCCAUGCCAACCAUGGACCACAAAGGCCUCAAAGCUUGCUCAACCCGACCUGAACUUCAUGGCACCCGAAGUUCAAGUUGAAAAGAAGUUCAGCGUGAUAAGCGACAUUUUCUCGCUUGGCAUGACAGUUUGCUGCAUUUUCAACCAUGGGAUGCCGCUGAUUAAUGCUGAAUACAACCCCCAAGUGUACAUGAAGCAGCUUGACCAUUUAACUCAGCAGUUUGGAGAAGUUGCCCAUCGCAUGCCCCUGGCACUGGUAGAACCUGUAGAGAAGAUGAUCAACAAGGAUACCAGAUACCGACCCACUGCUCAGCUCUUCUCACUUUUGAAGUAUUUUCAUGACCCGGUGGUGUCGUGUUUACAGCGACUGGACAACUUGGACUUGCUGGAGACCCAGCAACAGAGGGCCGAGGUGUACACAAACUUGAUACAAGUCAUCCCAGACAUACACAAGAAAGUUCUGUAUGGUCAAGUCCUACCAAACCUUGUUGACUGGUGCCUCUGUGUGGAGACCAUGUUUCUAGCCCUGCCUGCAAUGUUGGCCCUCAUUGACUAUGUGACACUGCAAGAUUACAAGACUGUGAUACUUCCAAAAUUCCGGAUCAUAUUGAAUGCACCCAGACCAAUGCAGGCCACUGUGUACAUCUUAGACAAGCUGGAGGUGAUACUCGCCAAGUCAUCUCUGGAGGAUAUCAAGACUGAAAUCAUUCCACUUGUAUUCAACACUCUGGACUCAAACUCAAUUCAGGCUCAGGAAGCAGCGUUAGGUUGCAUGCGGCUUUUGAAGGAAUAUCUGGACGACAAUAUAAUGAAGAACAUGGUGCUACCACGUGCAAAGUCACUGUACAACAAGUCAGACAACAUCAAGAUGAGAAUCAAUGCGCUGACAUGUAUUGAUACAGUACUGGACAGUCUUGACAAAAUGAUGAUUCUUGACGAUGUUUUGCCAUUCCUCAUGGACAUCACGCUCGGUCAGGACCCUAAGAUUGUCAUGGCUGUGGUUGGCAUCUACAAGCACUUGCUCAGUGACAAGAAGUUUGGACUGACUCACAACCUGAUCGCUACGAGGGUCAUGCCCCCACUGAUCCCUCAGACAGUGAACCCAGGAUUGUCCAUGGAGCAGUUCAGUGCCUUAAUGGAGGUCUUACGUGAAAUGCUGGAGCACAUUGACAGGAAGAGGCGUGACAAGAUGAAGCAGGAAACCGUCACUGUUCCCAUACCCCAAAGAGGCCUUAUUAACAUGCCCGCAGAGAGCCAGAGCAAGGACCCUGCCCGCAAUUUCCUGUCAGUAGAUGAUGCCAUGCAUCUACAGAAAAGCAGAACAGUUCCUGCUACACCAGAAUCACAGCCGAGGGUGUUGAAGAAUCUAAAAACGAAAACUAUUUCUCAAAAUGCAUCAGGCGGAUCAUUAGAUGAAUGCCUGGCCCCACCCCAACCCUCAGAGCUGCCACGACGACACAGCUUAGCCCCUCCCCAAACCUCCAAUGCUCCAAUCAUCAGCCUAACAAACGAAGACGGAACCGAAAAGAAACGACGCUCAAGCGCACAGAGUCUUGGACCAUUCUCAUUUUCUGUAAGUUUGUUUGGGGAUGCGCGCCGUAGCUCGCUGUUUUCCUCCGAUUCCCGUAGAUCGUCAGACCGUCUGCGUCGUCCCAGCACCCAUAGUGUGGGUAUUCUGCCCAUCGCCUCCUUUGGCGAGAGUGAGCGGCCCCGCAAGCCCAGCACCCACAGUCUGGGGAUCUUGCCCCUGGGGUGGGGUGAGGAGUACAAUGGACGCCGCCCUAGCGCUGCCAGUCUAGGGCCCUACUGGAUGAACGUAAGCCCAUGGAUGUCUCCUGACCCAGAUUCCUAUCCACCCCCUUGA
Dreissena polymorpha is the source of this 2034-nucleotide messenger RNA. Its product is annotated as SCY1-like protein 2. The record is from RefSeq and is a predicted model, not a curated record. Gene Ontology annotation, biological process: protein phosphorylation. NCBI's taxonomy places the organism in Eukaryota, Metazoa, Mollusca, Bivalvia, Myida, Dreissenidae. The transcript has 14 exons. Gene Ontology annotation, molecular function: protein kinase activity; ATP binding. Bases 1 to 2034 code for a protein of 677 amino acids.